Pogoniulus pusillus (Red-fronted tinkerbird) is the source of this 680-nucleotide messenger RNA. Its product is annotated as thioredoxin. Gene Ontology annotation, molecular function: protein-disulfide reductase activity. Bases 197 to 514 code for a protein of 105 amino acids. The record is from RefSeq and is a predicted model, not a curated record. Lineage: Eukaryota; Metazoa; Chordata; Aves; Piciformes; Lybiidae. Gene Ontology annotation, cellular component: cytosol. The transcript is spliced from 5 exons.
CUGGUGCGGCGGCAGGGGCGGGGCGGCAGGGCACUGCGCAUGCGCGGCGCGGCGGCGGCUAUAUAAGGGGGCCGCCGGGGCGGCGGCGGCGGGAUAUUGCUUAGGCAGCUAUAAUUGGUUGCACGCCUGCAGCCGAGCAGGGACGAGAGCCUUGGUCGCCUUCUUGCCGUUCAGCCGCCGAUCCUGAGCCAUCACCAUGGUGAAGAGCGUGGGCAGCCUGUCUGAAUUUGAGGCAGAACUGAAAGCUGCUGGUGAGAAGCUUAUAGUAGUUGAUUUCUCUGCCACAUGGUGUGGACCAUGCAAAAUGAUCAAGCCCUUCUUCCAUAGUUUGUGUGAGAAGUAUGGUGAUGUGGUGUUCAUUGAAAUUGACGUGGACGAUGCCCAGGAUGUGGCUACACACUGUGAUGUGAAGUGCAUGCCAACGUUCCAGUUCUACAAGAGCGGCAAGAAGGUGCAGGAGUUCUCUGGGGCCAAUAAAGAGAAGCUGGAAGAGACCAUUAAGAGCCUAGUCUAAUCUCCAACCAUGGAGACAUUGAAGCAUGACUGCUUCGGCUAAAUUAUAGCCUGCAACUUUUCUACUUUAAAAAAAUCUUCUAAACAAGCUAGCUAGGUGAAGUGAUGGAAACUAUCUUCUGGAUCUAUGUAAAUGAGUACAAUAAAGUAUAAAUUCUUCACUUGGA